Molecule: messenger RNA, 1439 nt
Organism: Labrus bergylta (ballan wrasse)
Lineage: Eukaryota; Metazoa; Chordata; Actinopteri; Labriformes; Labridae
Product: ankyrin repeat and SOCS box protein 9
Biological process (GO): intracellular signal transduction; positive regulation of protein catabolic process; protein ubiquitination
Molecular function (GO): protein binding
Source: RefSeq, a predicted model, not a curated record
ACUGCCACAAAUACAGUGAAAACAGAUGAGGAUCAAACGGCUUUCAGAUGUUUUCUGAUAUGUUGCAGCAUUUUUAGCAACAAAAGAAAUCUCUGAGGAAAAGCAUUCGAGGGUUAAAACCAACAAUUUUUUUACGCCACAGUGAAAUAGUAUGCUUGCUGGGAACAAAGAGACUCUGCGAGGCUGUACAUGUCAGAGAGGAGUUGUUGUGUUCUUCUCCAACCCAUUAAUGAGUGAGGUUGAAUCUGACUGGUCUCUGAUUCAUGAUGCUGCCUUUAAUGGACGUCUCCUUGCUCUGCAAAGACUCAUUGCUCAGGGUUCCUGUGUUAACCUGAGCACUCUUGACCAGGUGUCUCCCCUCCAUGGAACCUGCAUGCAAGGCUAUGUGGCUUGUGCAAAGCUUCUGAUUGAGAAUGGCGCAAAUGUAAACAUGUCCACAUUGGAUGGACAAACUGCUCUGUCAGAAGCUUGUGCAAAGGGUCAUGUGACCUGCGUAUCGCUGCUUCUUAAACAUGGAGCGACUCCCGUGGGGAACAGUCUGACCAGCUCUCCACUACACAGGGCUGCAGCAAAAGGUCACUCAGAGUGCAUCGAGCCUCUUGUUCAGCACGGUGCAGAUGUGGAUCAUUACAUCGACCAAUCAGGUUCCCCUCUCCACGUUGCUUGCUCCAAUCAGCAUCUGGGUGCUGUGAGGAAACUGCUUCAACUUGGUGCUGCUGUGAACACCUGUGUGUCUGGAGACUCUCCUCUGCACAUAGCUGCUCGUCUGUCCAGCCCUGAGCUGGUGUCUGUCCUGCUUGACCACGGGGCCAACAGCUCUCUAAGAAACUCAGAGGGCAAGCAGCCACUGCACCUUACAGCCCCAAACAGCCCUGUGGAGAGGAUGCUGAGACAGGACGGAGGAGUGUCUCUUCUAAUGCAGCUGUGCCGGCUGCACAUCAGGAAGAUUGUGGGCAAGCAGAGGCUGGAUGGGAUUCAGGACCUCCAUCUUCCCAUGGCAUUGAAACGGUAUCUUUGCUACCAAUAAGACUCAGGGGGAAUUCUGAUGGACUAAGAAAUGAUUGUGAAUAAUUCACUACUCAGUCAGCAGGGGGGGCACUUACACAAUCUGGUGGUGAGAAGGCUCCAUCAUGGCUCCUGGUAAUGGAUGGUGAUUAAUGACAAUCCUCCUCUGUGAAAGACAUCUGUAAACAAACUGGUUCUUCAACUCAAUCUUGACAUUUCUGUGAAAACUCUGAAAACUCUGAGCAAGUAUCUUUGAAUCAUUCAACAUUCCAAGAUGUACAUGAUAAGAAAAAGUUGAGGGCUCAUCAGUCAAUAAUUGAUUAGACUGUCUUUAUCUUUGUUGCACAUUGUAUAAUGAAAUCUGCUAGUAAGUGUAGUAAUAUUAAUUUUAAAUAAAAAGUGAAACAAUAUAUAUUUUUAAUAAGAAGGUGUCA